AUGGACAAGAUAAUAGCAGCUAGCAGUGUGCAAGAUCUGCAGUCUCUCAAGAGUAUGCUUGUUAUCAACACUAGAAAACACAUUACUGAUGAACACAUUUGGUUGUCGGUUCUGAUUCGACCGGAGUGGAGCCGCUUCAGCCGUGUGGAAAGAUUGGGAUGUUGCCUGACCUUCUUGCUGUUGGCCAUGAUCACAAGUGCAAUGUUUUAUAGAGGGGCUCCUGAUGUGGACAGACAAAGACCUCAUCCUGGGCUGUUGAUUGGUCCGGUCAGACUUAGUUUCCAACAGCUAUACUACUCCUUGGUGUCUGCUGUGAUCUCUGCCAUACCAGUUGCUGUCCUUGUGACCAUCUUCAGAAAAGCAAGAACUACUCCAGACAAAGGUGACUUGUUUUGCUGUUGUUCUUUCACACUGACUGAUGUAAAAGCAGUAGAGUCCAAAAACACAUGCUGUUCUAAACUACCUUGGAUGGCAAAGAUGGAAGAGCAACUGAAAAAGCUGGAUAACAUCUUACUAAUUAAACCAGAUGCAGAGGAAGUGAAAACAACAUGGCCACAGUGGUGCAGAUCUGUUGGCUGGAUCCUUGUGUUUUUGCUGACUUCAGUCUGCAGCUUUUUUAUAAUUCUUUACACCAUGGAAUGGGGAAGAGAUGUCACUGAGGAAUGGUUGUCUUCUUUCUUUCUUGCCUUUAUUGAGUCCCUUUUUGUUGUUGAUCCUUUCAAGGUAUUAUUAAUUUCAUUUCUGCUGUCAAUUUUUGUGAGAAAGACAAAGGUGAAAGGCAUAGAUGAACUGAAUCUACAACAUAUUCGUCAAGUUAACAAGGAAUAUGGCGUUAAGAACAGUAAGUCACAUAGUCUUGAUGAGACAGAUCCUCCUCGUGAAAGUGUCUCAUUUCUCCCAACUGUGACAGAGGAGGAACUGCAAGCUGCAACACGUAAAAGAAAAAUUCAUAUCAUGGUUCGAAAAACCCUCUGGGAACUGGCUGUUCAUUGCAUAUUCCUCAUCAUUGUCUGUAGUUUGUGCUAUUCAAACCGUACAGCUCAUGCAUAUCACUUACACGCCAAGGUUUACAAAGAUCUUGUUGGUCACAAGGCUACUGGUUUCAGUUCU
This is a messenger RNA of Candidula unifasciata, 1110 nucleotides long. NCBI's taxonomy places the organism in Eukaryota, Metazoa, Mollusca, Gastropoda, Stylommatophora, Geomitridae. The record is from the annotation of a GenBank genome assembly.